Chrysoperla carnea is the source of this 2048-nucleotide messenger RNA. It is a transcript of the gene mre11, whose product is annotated as double-strand break repair protein MRE11. Gene Ontology annotation, cellular component: Mre11 complex; nucleus. The transcript has 8 exons. Gene Ontology annotation, biological process: telomere maintenance; double-strand break repair via nonhomologous end joining; meiotic DNA double-strand break formation. Gene Ontology annotation, molecular function: manganese ion binding; 3'-5'-DNA exonuclease activity; DNA endonuclease activity. Lineage: Eukaryota; Metazoa; Arthropoda; Insecta; Neuroptera; Chrysopidae. The record is from RefSeq and is a predicted model, not a curated record. Bases 89 to 2026 code for a protein of 645 amino acids.
ACAUGAAGUAAAAAUUCGCGCAAUUCAUGUUCACAGAACCGGCGUCCUAUUGACAGAUUAAAAUAAUUUGAAAAAAGAAAGUAUUAAAAUGGCAGGGGAUUCAGUAAAUUAUGAUGAUAUUAUAAAUAUUUUGGUCGCUACCGAUACACAUUUAGGAUAUAAUGAAAAUGAUCGAAUUCGAGGUCAGGAUUCAUUCACUGCAUUUGAAGAAGUUUUACAAAUUGCUCAAUCGUCGGAGGUAGAUUUGCUUUUACUCGGUGGUGACUUAUUCCAUGAUAGUAAACCAUCUCCAAGUUGUUUACACAAAUGCAUAUCCUUGCUACGAAAAUACUGUUUGGGGGACAAAAAUAUUCAAAUUGAAUAUUUAUCAGAUCAAGCUUUGAAUUUUUCACAUUGUCAAAAUCCGACUGUGAAUUAUGAAGACCCAAACGUUAAUGUUGCACUUCCAGUAUUUUCUAUUCAUGGAAAUCAUGACGAUCCUAAUGGUUUAACGGGGUUAUCAUCAUUAGAUAUAUUAUCAUCAAUGGGUUUAGUAAAUUACUUUGGUAAAAUUACAAAUUUGGAAGAAAUUGAAAUCCACCCAAUUUUACUUCGAAAAGGAGCAACUAAUCUUGCACUCUAUGGUUUAUCACAUAUAAAAGAUAAACGGCUUAGUCGGUUAUUUAAAGAGAGAAAGGUUUCAAUGUUGAAACCUGAAGGAAAUGAAGAAUGGUUUUCCAUACUUGCAUUACAUCAAAAUCGUGUCGAUCGUGGACCUCACAAUUAUAUUCCCGAAUCCGUGCUUCCUGACUUUUUGGAUUUCGUUUUAUGGGGUCACGAACAUGAUUGUCGUAUCGACACAGAAGUAUCUGCAGCUAAUGAUGUUCAUAUAUCACAACCAGGUAGUAGUGUGGCUACUUCAUUGUCACAAGAGGAAGCUGGUAGAAAAUAUGUUGGUUUGUUAACAAUCAAUCGUAAAAACUUUAAAUUCCAAAAGAUUCCUUUGAAAACUGUUCGACCAUUUAUAUUCCAAAAUUCAUAUUUGGAUGAUUUUGAAUUUGACACGGAUUCGAAGAAAACUUUAUCAUUACAAGUUGAAGAAUACAUUAAAGAAGAAAUUGAUCGAUUGAUUAUUAAAUCGAAAGAGUACUUAACUGGGCAUCCGAAACAGCCAACAUUACCGUUAGUACGAAUUCGUGUUGAAUACAGAAAUGAAGAUGAAAUGUUUAAUCCAAUUCGUGUUGGUUUGAACUAUGCAGAGAAAGUAGCUAAUCCAUCGGACUUAAUUAUUCUACGCAAAGCAUUUACAACCAGUUCAAUCAAAAAUGAUAUCAAAUUUAGCAUGAAAGACAUGGAGAAAACAAUUGAAUCUCGAGUUGAAUCAAAAGUGGAAGAAUAUUUCAUGGAAACCAAUGAGAAACGUAAAAUGACUGUAUUGUCUGUAAAUGGAAUGUGUCAAGCGUUAAGAGCAUACAUUGACAAGAACGAUAAUGAUGCAAUUGAAUUAUUGGUCAAUCACCAGAUAGAGAAAACUUUAAAUCUCAUGAAAGAAACAGACGUGGAAGUAGCUGAAAUUGAUAAUAAAUUGACUGAAGUAACAAAGAAGCGUAUGGAGGAGCAAUUAGAGCAAGAGUUACAAGAGGCUGAAAAUAUCUUGAAUGAUCCAAAUCGUGUGCGAUCGUAUGCAAAUACAGAAGAAGCAGCACCUGUUGAUAGUGAAAGUGAUGAAGAAAUGCCACUGAAACAGCGAGGUCGUGGUGGGCGUGGUGGUAAAGCUGCUCCCAAAAAACAAACCAAAACUCCUGCAAAAUCACGUGCUAAAGCAAAUAAUACCAACAAUUCAACGGUGAUUGAUGAUUCACCAGACGAAGAUGCACCGAUUGUCGUUGUAUCUCCAGCAACACGUAGUGGUCGUCGUGGUAAACCUACACCAAAAGCAGCACCCAAGGCUGAACCACGAGUUACACAAACCACUCCAUCUCAUCAAAAUAGACGAGCAGCAACACUUGGUAAAAGCUACGUGAUUGAUGUAACAGACAGUGAAUAAUUGGAGUCAGUAUUUAAAUUUU